Capsicum annuum is the source of this 1889-nucleotide messenger RNA. RefSeq names its product ubiquitin-like modifier-activating enzyme 5. Bases 269 to 1549 code for a protein of 426 amino acids. Gene Ontology annotation, cellular component: cytosol; cytoplasm. Gene Ontology annotation, molecular function: UFM1 activating enzyme activity. The record is from RefSeq and is a predicted model, not a curated record. Gene Ontology annotation, biological process: protein ufmylation. The transcript is spliced from 14 exons. NCBI's taxonomy places the organism in Eukaryota, Viridiplantae, Streptophyta, Magnoliopsida, Solanales, Solanaceae.
UGAUAGGGAGGAAUAUGUAAUUCCAUCUUUCAAGGAAAAAAAAAAGGUCAAGAAGGGGAAAAAAUAAAAAAAAAAAGGAAAGAAUUGAAUUCCUUUCCGUAAAAUGGAAAAGGAAAUUCGAUAUGAUGGAUUGGGAUUUUAUGAUUCCAAAACCUUAAGAAAAGCUAAUUGCGGUUACUACUAAGAUAUAAGAUUACAACAACAUUCACAGAUUAGCUUUUAAAGCAAAACUACUCAUAGCAGAAAAAUUAUCAAAUCGGUGAAAAUAAUGGAGGCGGAACUCAAAGAAUUGGUGAAUGAUCUUCAUUCUCUCAAGAAAUCAAUCUCAAAUCCUUCCCAUCUUGCCCUAAUCGACAAGAUGCAUUUGCAUGCUGAAAACAUCGCUACUCUUGAGAAGUCAGGAACUACUCGCCGUUCAAAAGUCAAGGACAUGAGUGCUGAAGUUAUUGAUAGCAAUCCCUAUAGCAGGCUUAUGGCACUCCAGAGGAUGGGUAUUGUGAAUAAUUAUGAAAGAAUACGAGAAUUCUCAGUUGCCAUAGUUGGCAUAGGUGGUGUUGGCAGUGUUGCGGCUGAGAUGCUGACAAGGUGUGGCAUAGGUCGUCUUUUGUUGUAUGAUUAUGACAAAGUGGAGUUAGCUAAUAUGAAUAGGCUAUUUUUUCGCCCAGAGCAGGUUGGUAUGACGAAGACAGAUGCUGCUGUACAAACUCUUUCAGAGAUAAAUCCUGAUGUUGUGCUUGAGAGCUACACAUUGAAUAUCACAACAGUGGAAGGUUUUGACACAUUUAUGUCAAGUCUUACAAAUAAAUCAUUCCAGCCAGCUAAGAGUGGUAGUGGGGUUGACCUCGUCUUGAGCUGUGUAGAUAAUUAUGAAGCAAGGAUGGUGGUAAAUCAGGCCUGCAAUGAAUUAAACCAGACAUGGAUGGAAUCAGGUGUAUCUGAAGAUGCUGUGUCAGGUCACAUACAAUUGCUGAUUCCUGGUGAAACUGCCUGCUUUGCAUGUGUGCCUCCUUUGGUUGUAGCCUCUGGAAUUGAUGAACGGACCCUAAAGCGUGAAGGGGUUUGUGCUGCAUCUCUACCUACUACAAUGGGAGUUGUUGCUGGACUUUUAGUUCAGAACACCUUGAAAUACUUGUUGAAGUUCGGACAGGUGUCGCGAUAUCUGGGUUACAAUGCCCUCAAAGAUUAUUUUCCAACAAUGGAGAUGAAGCCAAACUCACAAUGUUCAAACGCUGCUUGUUUGGAACGACAGAAGGAAUACAUCCUUGCAAAGCCUACCAGGGAUGCUGCUGCUAAAGCAAAGGCAGACAAGGAAGUUUUAUCAGCAGCACAAAACCCUGUUCAUGCAGAUAACGAGUGGAACAUAAGUGUUGUUGAUGACGAGGAGGUGGCUGGUGCCAGUGGGGGAAAUUCAGGUGUCCUUCCUGAAGGUAUUGUUCAUGAGCUGCCAGUAGCUGAUGAAUACCCAAAACCACCUGUCACAGAGACUGUUGGUCCUGCAGAUGACCUUGAAGAGCUCAGAAGGCAACUUGAGGCCCUUAACGCCGAUUAGAUUACUGAAAUACAAAAAGGGACUUGUUGAAGAUAAAAGAAGAACUUGCUCUAAGUUGCAGAUGCUCAUGUAAAAUUAAGCUUGCUGGUGUGAGCUUUGAUACACCUGAAUUUUGGAGGCAUUUAUUUUUUUGGUCUGAAUGGAUAGACAGUGAAAAGUUGUUCCUAUUCCCAGCAUGUGGGAUUGAAGACACUUAAAAGACAAUGAACUAGUCUAUACUGCAACAACUUACUGAUAGGGAUCGAGUUAGCAUUGUAUUACUAAAAGGUCAAUCAAAUAUUGUCCCCAUUUCAUUUCUAGAAAUUUUGAAUGCCUGAAGGUGGUGUUGAUACAUCCUAAA